Molecule: messenger RNA, 306 nt
Organism: Prunus armeniaca (apricot)
Lineage: Eukaryota; Viridiplantae; Streptophyta; Magnoliopsida; Rosales; Rosaceae
Source: the annotation of a GenBank genome assembly
AUGGCUCGUUCUUUCUCCAACGCUAAGCUUCUCUCUGCUCUCGUCGCCGAUGGAUUCUCUAGCACAAUCACCAGACGUGGAUAUGCGGCGGGUUCUCAAGGAGUUGCGUCGAGCGUGGUUAGAGGAGGAGGUGCUACUAGUCCUAGAAGCGUAAACGUAGUUAAGAAUUCCGGGGAAGACAAGGUGACCUCCGCUUCAAAGGUCUCGUGGGUCCCCAACCCGAAAACCGGGUUUUACGGACCCGAGAAUGGCGCCGAGGAGAUCGACGCAGCCGAGCUACGUGCGGUGCUGUUGAAGAAGCACUAA